GGUGUGGUGAGCAUUUAGCUGGGUGGCAAUAGAGUUCCUUUUUCAGCGAAGCCAAUCUCAAACUAACCAAUCAUUCCAGCUCAACUACCUUGACCUCUCUCUCCUUCUCGCCCUCUCUCUGUCUCUGUCUCUCUCUUAAUCUCAUUCACCACACCAUGCCCUUCUCUGCAACUCUCUCACCUCCCACUCUUUCUUACUUCCCUCAAACACAACAACACCAACAACAAUUGCAUCUUCCUCACACUCUCAAUCCCUAUCUCAAACCGAAAAGUUUCAGUCUUCAAUUUCAAUGCGCCCAAGCCUCCAGACGAACCCCUAAUUACCCUCAGGGCGGCGCUGAUAAUCUGGUUGAUGAUCCGCGCAACUGGAGCCGUUCGAUCAACUCCGAGGUUGACCGGCACUAUAAUUUCGAAGACGAUGAUGAAGACGAUGAGGAUGACGACGAUGAUGAAGAAGAAGAUAGGAGUUUGGAUUUAUUGGUGAGGUUUGUUCAGAAUAUGUUCAAGAAGGUCUCCAGGCGAGCCAGGAGGGCCGUACGAUCAGUUCUCCCCGUCUCAAUUCCCACCAAAUUGGUGGGGUUUUCUGUUAAUGGGGUGCUCGUACUGGCAUUUUUAUGGGUCUUGAAGGCAUUUCUUGAGGUUGUUUGCACCCUUGGAAGUCUAGUGUUUGUAAGCAUCUUACUCAUCCGUGGGAUAUGGACUGGAGUAACCUACGUACAAGAAAACCGCAACCAAAAACUCCGCAAUUUUGAAGAUGAAAGCCGUCCGUGGACUGGCACACAGCCGGCAACCUGAUACUUCCACUCAGAGAAGAGAGUUGUUCAACUAUAAUCUCACACCAGAAUAGGAGGAGUAUACAAUAAACAAUAAAGGAGGACUACUUGAAAUCAAGGAUGAUAAGAAGAUAGCAUAAAAACCACGGUUCUGGUCUGGAAAGAAUUAUAAGUAUGAUGUAACUUCCUGCCUGAACAGGUACACAAGAUGUUCUUGUGAUUUUGAUUUAGCACCAUGUAUAAUAGCAUAGCAGGGUAAAAUUUUGUUAUACGUUUCGGGAAGGUGGGGUGAUGGUUGGGUUCCCCCCUGUAUGAUACAUAUAAUGUCGACAGAAAUCCUGUCAAAAAUGAAAUUUUCCAUUGUGAGCUGCAAGUAGGGUCCUGUUUGGUAUAGCAUAUACUCGUCUGAUUUCAUUAUCUUCGAUUCUUUUCAUUGUUA
Messenger RNA from Prunus avium (sweet cherry), 1211 nucleotides. Its product is annotated as ATP phosphoribosyltransferase regulatory subunit. Gene Ontology annotation, biological process: regulation of abscisic acid-activated signaling pathway; negative regulation of photomorphogenesis. The record is from RefSeq and is a predicted model, not a curated record. Lineage: Eukaryota; Viridiplantae; Streptophyta; Magnoliopsida; Rosales; Rosaceae.